Molecule: messenger RNA, 2166 nt
Organism: Colletotrichum spaethianum
Lineage: Eukaryota; Fungi; Ascomycota; Sordariomycetes; Glomerellales; Glomerellaceae
Product: methylcrotonoyl-CoA carboxylase subunit alpha, mitochondrial
Exons: 3
Coding region: 1-2166 (721 amino acids)
Cellular component (GO): mitochondrion
Molecular function (GO): metal ion binding; ATP binding; methylcrotonoyl-CoA carboxylase activity
Source: RefSeq, a predicted model, not a curated record
AUGCGUUCAAUGAAGGCGAAGCAUCGGCUCGUCCGACCCCUCCCUCGUCUCCUUUCCUCUGCUGCCGGCCAAUCUGUGCCGGCCUCGAGCCAAAUCACCCCGAUCACCUCUCUGUUAAUCGCCAACCGCGGUGAGAUUGCGCUGCGAAUUCACAAGACCGCCGACAGGCUGGGAAUCAGGACGACGACUUUGUACACGGAUCCCGAUAGCUCCAGCCAGCACGCCGCGUGUUCCCCGCAUUCCCUGGCUCUGGGCGACGCGAGAGCCUACCUCGACGGCGAGCGCAUCAUCUCGCUGGCCAAGAAACACGGUAUUCAGGCCCUUCAUCCCGGGUAUGGCUUCCUCUCCGAGAACUCAAAGUUCGCCGAGAGGUGUGAGAAGGAGGGUAUCGUCUUUGUCGGGCCUCCGGCGCAAGCUAUGGCCGACAUGGGUGACAAGGCACGAAGCAAGGAAAUCAUGACCGCUGCCGGCGUGCCUUGCGUACCGGGAUACCACGGCUCAGAACAAGGGGAGGAACAGCUUCUGCAGCACGCCAAGGACAUCCGGUUUCCCGUGCUUCUGAAAAGUGUCAAGGGAGGUGGUGGAAAGGGCAUGCGCAUCGUCAUGACGGAGAAUGAGUUUGCCGCCCAGCUCCGCAGUGCCCGCGCCGAAGCCCGCGCCUCGUUUGGAGAGGGUGGUGAGGUGAUGUUGGUUGAGAAGUACAUCGUCCGCCCACGACACGUCGAGGUGCAGGUCUUCGCCGACAAGCUGGGCAACUGUGUGGCUCUCGGAGAGCGUGACUGCAGCGUACAGAGGCGACACCAGAAGAUUCUUGAAGAGUCGCCGGCGCCGGACCUGGACGACGAGACGCGUCUCGAUCUCUGGCAGAAGGCAAGGAAGGCUGCCUUGGCCGUCAACUACGUUGGGGCUGGCACCGUCGAGUUCAUACUCGACAAGGACACUGGCGAGUUCUACUUUAUGGAGAUGAACACCCGUCUGCAGGUCGAGCACCCCGUCAGUGAAAUGGUUACGGGUACCGACCUUGUCGAGUGGCAGUUCCGCGUCGCUGCUGGGGAGAAGCUGCCACUGACCCAGGAAGAGAUCGUGGAGAACAUCAAGCAACACGGUGCAGCCAUUGAGGCCCGCAUAUAUGCUGAAAGCCCUGAGAAAGGUUUCAUGCCCGACUCAGGCAAGCUGAUCCAUCUUACCACACCACACACCAACGAGGACAUCCGCAUCGACGCUGGCUUUGUCCAGGGCGACACCGUCUCGGAGGCUUACGACGGUAUGAUUGCCAAGUUGAUCGUCCGCGGUAAAGACAGGGAGACUGCCAUUCGCAGGAUGGAGUUGGCUCUUAGGGACUACGAGGUCGUCGGCCUCAGCACAAACAUUGAGUUUUUAAAGAGGCUGUGCCGGUCUCCUGCCUUCAUUGAGGGAGACGUCGAGACGGGCUUUAUCGAGAAGUGGAAGGACGAGCUUUUUAAGCCGCGGCCCAUACACAGCGAAGUAUUUGUGCAGGCAGCGCUCGGUUCGUUGUCUCAACUGGUUCAUGCCGCUCCCCACGGGGGUAGUCUGGGUUUUGGUGAGGCUAGCACAUUGAGCGAGCGGAAGUUCCUCUUCAAGGUCCUUGAUUCCUACAGCGAAAAAGAGGGUGAGGUUGUAGAGGUGAGCAUCACGCAAAAGUCCCACCAGCUCUUCGAUGCCCGCGUUUCAAGGAAAGGAGAGGAGGCACCCCAGGUCUUUGAAAACCUUGUCAGCAAAUCCCUUUCUAACUCCACAUCAACAAACGCAUUGACAACAUUCUUCCCCGACGAGCGGGUCGAAUCUACCGUCGUGCAGAACACGCAGAACGAGCAAGACACAAAGAUUGUAGUGUUCCAGCACGGCAUCAAGACAGAGCUCUCGCUCCUGCCACCAAGUUGGUUCGAAAAGGCCCUUGGCUUGAAGGAGGUCACCGCGUCGGUGGUAGCGCCUAUGCCGUGUAAGAUUCUGAAAAAUGAGGUGGAAGAGGGACAAACAGUAGCCAAGGGCGCCCCGCUGGUUGUCAUUGAGUCCAUGAAGAUGGAGACGGUCAUUCGGUCACCCCAAAAUGGCGUUAUCAAGAAGCUGGCACAUAAGGAAGGGGACAUAUGCAAGGCCGGAACUGUUUUGGUGCUUUUUGAAGAGGAGGCCAGCGAGGAGUCAUGA